Nymphalis io (European peacock) is the source of this 1191-nucleotide messenger RNA. RefSeq lists its product as uncharacterized. The record is from RefSeq and is a predicted model, not a curated record. The coding region runs from base 1 to 1191 and encodes 396 amino acids. NCBI's taxonomy places the organism in Eukaryota, Metazoa, Arthropoda, Insecta, Lepidoptera, Nymphalidae. The transcript is spliced from 6 exons.
AUGUUACAAAUCGCGUUCUGUGCAUCUAUUAUUUCUAUAGUGUCAACCUCACAAGUUUUUGAAGAUGAUUUUAAUUUGAACGACAUUUUGCGAUCGGAUUUAAUGCCAACAUAUUUUAUGGUUGAUGUAAAAAGUAAAAACAAUGUAAGCAAAAUUGUUAUCAGAAGUAGAAUGCAGUCAGUAAAUGGUUCAAUAGACGCAGCGCUCUCUACAUUGGAUUUCCACAGAAAAAUGAUGAACGAAUACCAAUGUCGUAACUAUAUCGCUGAACAAAUACUGGAUGAAAUGGGUAAAAACGUAUUACAGAACCGUUUUGGUAAACCGUUUGAAAAUGAUAAUAUAUUUAGCAAGAAAGUCUUGACACGGCGCUCACAUGAUUUAAGAGACAACGUUUUGCAUGAUGCGGGGUCUUCAAAUUACCAAGAGUGGUUGGCUAAGGUGAUGGCACUCAAUAAUGUAUAUCGACACUAUAAUUUAUCAGUCAAUCCUAACUUUAACGACACCGAUCAGGAUGAUGCAUUACAUCUUCCGCAACCCCGAGAAGGCUAUGAGGUUGCUGAAGCCACUGAUACGGCCCUUGGAGACACAGAUGGAAUUAUGUACGACGUUUCUAAACACAGUGGUGGCUACGAGUAUUCGAUGCCUCCCCCACCGCCACCAUUGUAUCACCACCCGUCGUCACAAGUACACGAAAUACACGAGGACUACGCAGUAGAGAAAGAAUAUCACGGGUUGGGCUUGGCAGACCUCUUCGACAUAUCCCUCACAGGCAUUGCUUUUUUGUCUUUUGGCAUGUUCGUGUUACAAGUGCUAAUGUGCAUUACAAUGAAUCAUCCGCAACCACAACUGAUGCAGGUAGUAGAUAACGCAGACACGGUUAACGUCGACGAUGUUUUUCGUAAUAAAAGAGAAUCUGACCCGCCUAAGCGAUCUAUUUCAACUCUCAAUAAUUUAGUCAAACACGCUCUGAUGGCAAUAAGACCUCAGACGACUUCGUGCAUGUAUCGUACACUAUGUAUGGGUAAUAAACAUGCGAGAAAUAUGCGAGAUAGGAACAAAUAUUGGCUGCCGUUAUGGCACGCGGGAGUUGCUUGGACACGCGGCGGUGGUCUCGGUGCGUUGCGAGCCUCAAUCCUAGGCCUUGGCGGAGCUGACUGCGAAGAAGUUUUUCCGAAGAAAUACUGUACUUAA